AUGCAUACUAACGAGGAGGAUUUCUCCAGGCUCCACUGGGAAUUAUCUUGCAACACCUACAGCCAGUCAGGAGAGGUGACAGCAUUGCUCUCUCUCCCACCACCAAAGUCUGACAGCCAUGAUUCGGGGAGGCCCUCUGCUACGGCUCAGAUCAGGGAUCAACUCGCUGCUCGAUGGCUAGAUCUCACCGUACAAAAAGCUGGGGGCCUUUCUGCUGAGACAAAGACUGGGAUUUAUUUGAUGCAAGAAGGUAAUGAGGAGCCAUUUAAUAUUCGACUACACUUGGCCAAAGAUAUUCUGACCAUUCAAGAGCAAGAUGUCAUCUGUGUGUCAGGAGAGCCUUUCUAUUCAAGUGAGAGGACUGUAACGAUCAGGAGGCAGACGAUUGGAGGGUUUGGCCUGAGCAUCAAGGGUGGAGCAGAGCAUAAAAUCCCCGUAGUGAUAUCUAAAAUAUCAAAAGAACAAAAAGCUGAACUCUCUGGGCUGCUUUUCAUUGGAGACGGCAUCCUUCAGAUAAAUGGAAUAAACGUUAGAAGCUAUCGCCACGAGGAAGUGGUCCAGGUUUUGAGAAAUGCUGGUGAAGAAGUGACUCUUACCGUCUCUUUCUUAAAGAAGACUCCAGCCUUUUUGAAACUGCCCCUGUGUGAGGACUGUACAUGCAUUCCCAGCGACCAGAGUAGUGGGACAUCUUCUCCUCUGUGUGAUAGUGGCCUGCACUUGAACUAUCACCCUAAUAACACGGACACGCUGUCCUGUUCGUCCUGGCCCACGUCCCCGGGGCUUCGCUGGGAGAAGAGAUGGGUGGACCUGCGCCUUAUUCCACUGUUACACUCACGCCUGUCGCAGUACACCCCGGGCUCUGACAUCUGCAGGAAAAAUGCUUUCCAGGUUAUAGCCGUGGACGGAGUUUGCAGUGGAGUUAUUCAGUUUCCCACCGCUGAAGACUGUUUGGACUGGCUUCAGGCAAUAGCGAGCAACAUUUCCAGUCUCACCAAGCACAAUGUGAAGAAGAUUAACCGAAAUUUUCCAGUUAACCAGCAGAUUAUCUACAUGGGCUGGGUUGACGAGAAGGAGCAGGACUCCGUUCAGGACCGAAUGUAUUCACCAAAGUUCCUCGCUUUGAGGGGUUCCUCACUCUUCAAAUUUGCAGCACCUCCUGUGACAACAUGGGACUGGACCAGAGCAGAGAAAAGCUUUACAGUGUAUGAGAUAAUGUGCAAGAUUUUAAAGGAUAAUGACCUUCUGGACAAGAGGAAGCACUGCUUCAGUGUCCAGACAGAGAGCGGGGAGGACAUGUUCUUCAGCGUGGAGCUGGAGUGCGAGCUGCUGAUCUGGGAAAAGGCUUUUCAGAUGGCCACCUUCCUGGAGGUGGAGAGGAUUCAGAGUAAGACGUAUGCCUGUAUCAUGGAGAGCCACCUUAUGGGACUUACUAUUGACUUCAGCAUGGGCUUUGUGUGCUUUGAUGCAGCUUCAAAGGCAGUACUGUGGAGAUACAAGUUCUCACAACUGAAAGGAUCAUCUGAUGAUGGAAAAAGCAAGAUCAAGUUUUUAUUCCAAAAUCAAGACUCCAAAUCUAUUGAAGCAAAGGAGCUGGAGUUCUCGAACCUCUUUGCUGUGCUUCAUUGUAUUCACGCUUUUUUUGCUGCCAAAGUCGCUUGCCUGGACCCGAUGUUUGUGGAGAGCCAAGGCACCGCGACUACCACUGGGAUUCCUUCUCUUUCCAGUAUCUCAUGUAAUUCACAGACACCGAAACUCAAAUUCGCCACUUGACAGGCGGUGCUCUCUCCAGACCCCUUUUAAAAAGACACUGCACUUAGUUUGUGACCGUGGCCUAAAAUGGUGGACAGCUGUACACAGUGGUGGAACAAAUCAGCUCUUAGGGGUUGAUGCACUUGACAUCUCUGUGGAAGCAACAGAUUUCUGGGAUUUCUGGAGUCAUUGUGGACCUAAACCCCAAACCUCUACUUUGAAUAACUUCACAGAAACACUCUAUGAACACAAAACGUGUGAUUCAGAAAUGUUUUUAAGUGAAUCUGUCCUUCUCUCGAUCCUCAGACAUCCUUAUGAUCAACACAACACAAAGAAAAAUUGAGUUUUUUCCCCAAGGUAGUCUGCUUUUCUAUGUAAUUUUACUGAGGAUUUGGGGUUUUAAGCAAAACAGAUUUUAGCCUUUUUUCCACAUCAGACGACACAUCACUUAAAGUUCUGCCAGGAUAUUUCUGGACAUGGAUAUGAUGGCGUAGUAUGAUAACGCUUUUUAUAUUUCCAUUUUUGUGUUUGUUCUUGAGGUGAAAACUUUUACCUACAUUCGUAAUUAAAUUAGCCGUAAAAUUUAUUUUCCACUGAUAUAUGACAAGUCCAACUGAAAGCUAAAUGGCAACAUCAGUCUGAUCUUGCAAUACAAAAACAUUUUCAUUUUGAUUAAAUUGAAUUACAUAUUAGUUUGCUGGCAGCACUAGUGGAAGAAAUGAAUGGUUUUGGAUUGGUGUGUGUAUGAAUAUACUCAGUAACCUCAUUUCCUUUUCUCUGUAUAUGAUGUCCACCCGUGUUUGAGGUCAGAAUAUAACUAUUUCCUGGAUUACUGGAUAGGCAGAUUGUUUGAAAGUGUACUUGGAUGAGGAAUGACACUUUGCUAAUCAGGUUCAACAUCCACACAACUAUUAUCUCAAUAAAAACACUCUAAACAUGAUUAGAAAACACCUUCCACAAUAAUUUUAGCAUUUUUUUUCCCAAAACUUGAUUAUGUAAAUAAACACUGACACUCAAAUGAACUUGAAGAAUUAUGAAUUAUGGCAAGCAAUUACUUGUAGGGAUUACUGCAUUUAAUAAUUUGAUGUGCACCAGAGACGACUAGGUAGAUAGAGCAUAACCUCGUACUCUUUUCAUCAUUUACUCUAUGGACCAAUUUAGAAGAAUAAAAAUCCGCAAUGAUGUAUUUUUUAAAAUAUUUUAUCUUUUUUGACAUCAGCUUGUAAAUACAAUAAAAGAAAAUUUUUCAUUGACAAAUGAGGGAAAAAAAACUCACCGCAAGGAAAACAGAAAAAUGUAGCAUCGUGGCCGCCAAAGGUUUGAGAUGCCCCCUUUAAACAUCACUCUGUAUUAAACUGUUUAUAAAUGCAACAGAGUGACAACUAAACUAUCAUAUUCAAAAAGAGUUCAGGUCAAUUAACGCAAUUAGUCACGCUCUUACCUCCCAUUUACAAAGUAGAAUCCAAACACAAGAGGCCCAUGGGUCAGUAAACUCUAGAGGAUAGCAAAUUACAUGGGGUCAGUCAAGUGCUUCGUACUUUGCGAGGCCCGUUAAGCUGACAUGAGUGUCUGAGGGAAACUAAUGGUGGUGCAGUCUAUGCAAAGAAAGUCUGAGUGAUGCUUUUGUGCUUUAAAAUGAUCUCGGUCGCAUAUACCCUUAUAACACAGGAUCUAGAGAGUGAGGUUUAUUUUAUUUUUUGCAGAUGUUUUAUUAACAAAUAUGCUGUGUAAUAAAUUAAUAAAUGAGACCUUUUGUAACAUG
Toxotes jaculatrix (banded archerfish) is the source of this 3511-nucleotide messenger RNA. RefSeq names its product syntrophin, gamma 1 (gene sntg1). Gene Ontology annotation, cellular component: intracellular anatomical structure; dystrophin-associated glycoprotein complex. Bases 1 to 1770 code for a protein of 589 amino acids. The record is from RefSeq and is a predicted model, not a curated record. Gene Ontology annotation, molecular function: structural molecule activity; protein binding. The transcript is spliced from 18 exons. Lineage: Eukaryota; Metazoa; Chordata; Actinopteri; Toxotidae.